AAAUAAUGAAUAAUGAGCAGCUGAUUUUGGAACCACAACCAGCUUCUGAUAUUUGAUUCGCAGGCACGCAGAGCCGCGGUUCGGGUUUGGGGCCUUGGCGUAGUGUUGGAGUGGUCGGAGUGGCUUCUGAGGUGAAAAACAUUAUUGGCUAAUGGAUACCGGUGGCAAUUCUCUUCCAUCUGGAGCUGAUGGGGUGAAGAGAAAAGUGUCAUAUUUCUAUGAUCCAGAGGUCGGAAAUUACUACUAUGGGCAGGGUCACCCUAUGAAGCCACAUAGGAUUAGAAUGACACAUGCUCUCCUAGCCCACUAUGGAUUGCUUCAACAUAUGCAGGUUCUGAAGCCGUUUCCUGCCAGAGAUAGGGAUCUUUGCCGGUUUCAUGCAGAUGAUUACGUAUCUUUUCUAAGGGGUAUCACCCCUGAAACGCAGCAGGAUCAGCUGAGGCAACUAAAGCGUUUUAAUGUAGGUGAAGAUUGCCCCGUAUUUGAUGGUCUCUACUCUUUCUGUCAAACUUAUGCUGGUGGGUCAGUUGGUGGUGCGGUUAAGCUAAAUCAUGGUCUCUGUGAUAUUGCUGUUAACUGGGCUGGUGGACUGCACCAUGCUAAGAAGUGUGAGGCUUCUGGAUUUUGUUACGUGAAUGAUAUUGUCCUGGCAAUCUUGGAGCUUCUUAAACAACAUGAGCGUGUUUUGUACGUGGAUAUCGAUAUCCAUCAUGGAGAUGGUGUGGAGGAGGCUUUCUACACAACUGACAGGGUGAUGACUGUUUCAUUUCAUAAAUUUGGUGAUUAUUUUCCUGGUACAGGGGAUAUUCGUGAUAUUGGAUUUGGGAAAGGAAAAUAUUACUCCCUUAACGUUCCAUUAGAUGAUGGGAUUGACGACGAGAGCUACCAUUUCUUGUUCAAACCAAUAAUUGGGAAAGUGAUGGAGGUUUUUAGGCCUGGUGCUGUGGUUCUUCAGUGUGGUGCUGACUCCUUAUCUGGGGACAGGUUAGGAUGCUUCAAUCUUUCAAUCAAAGGCCAUGCAGAGUGCGUUCGGUAUAUGAGAUCAUUCAAUGUGCCACUAUUGCUGCUGGGUGGUGGUGGUUAUACCAUCAGAAAUGUUGCUCGUUGCUGGUGCUAUGAGACGGGUGUUGCCCUUGGGAUUGAAGUUGAUGACAAGAUGCCACAACAUGAGUACUAUGAGUACUUUGGUCCAGACUAUACUCUUCAUGUUGCCCCUAGUAACAUGGAAAAUAAAAAUUCACACCAAAUACUGGAUGAAAUAAGGGCUAAGCUUCUUGAUAAUCUGUCAAAACUUCGACAUGCACCCAGCGUCCAGUUUCAAGAGAGACCCCCAGAUACCGAGCUCCCAGAGGCAGAUGAAGACCACGAUGAUGGAGAUGAGAGAUGGGAUCCAGAGUCCGACAUGGAAGUUGAUGAAGAGCAUAAGCCUCUACCAAGCAGAGUAAAGAGAGAAAUUGUGGAACCUGAGGCUAAAGAUUCGGACGACAAGAAAGGAGUUGCAGAGCACUCUAGAGGCUUUGAUACAGCUGCAGAGGAGACUGCUUGCUCAAAGGCUUCAGAUGUGUGUCCUAUGCCAAUAGAUGAACCAAAUGUGAAAGUUGAACAAGAGAACUUGAACAAGCCAUUUGAUCAGCCUGUCCAGAUGUACCCAAAGCCAUGAACAACUCUACUGCAUGAAUGGAAAGUUUCUCAAGGUCAAACAACUCAAUGUCGGUGGCGAGAAAUUGAAUCAAAUGACAAAUGAGAUGGGUCCCAGCCAAGCGAUGCUGGGCAUCUUAAUCAUUGUAGCUGUGUCCCUUUCUCUCUCCCCUUCACUACCCAGAAGAAAUCAAAGAUUUUUGCUCCACCCCAUUGGAAAAGCUUUCCACUAUGGUACGGUGGGCAGUCAGCAUCAGUGUUAAGUGAGAGAUCAAUCAUUCUCUCCCAAAGAUAAAGAAAUAAUUAAUACAUGAAUAACCGCAGAUUGAUGGUAUGAUUCUUAGCUACGUGACUGGAUGUUGUAUAUAUUUUUAAGUAACACUCUGAAAUAAAUAUUUUUUUAUAGA
Vitis vinifera (wine grape) is the source of this 2045-nucleotide messenger RNA. Its product is annotated as histone deacetylase 19. The record is from RefSeq and is a predicted model, not a curated record. Bases 152 to 1660 code for a protein of 502 amino acids. The transcript has 9 exons. Lineage: Eukaryota; Viridiplantae; Streptophyta; Magnoliopsida; Vitales; Vitaceae. Gene Ontology annotation, molecular function: histone deacetylase activity.